GGUUUCAUAAUUUAAAUUUAAGCUUAUUUUUUGUUGAGAUUCUAUUUAAAGCACAAUUUUAAAUGACCAUUUUUCUUUUUUCUUUUUUCGAUUCAUACAAGUGACUAAUGGAUUUUUUUUCAACAUAAUUUUCUUAUUCAAUAGUGUCAACUCAUUUGGAUCGUUUUUUUUUUGUGAUUAAUUGAUUGAUGACCUCUUAUUUUAUUCUGAUUUAUUCAGAGUUAAUUUGUUGCUUGUCUUGAAUCAUCAAUACUCUUCACCAUGUCAAUCGAUUGGUGUAAUUUAAAAUAUGGUACAAGUGCUGAGCUUGGAAAAGGAAUUUCCUUUGUUGAUUCUACUUCUAGCAUUGCUUUUAUUACCACUUUGGAGAGAGGUGAAAUUAGCCGAUCAACUGUUCCAAGUGCUACUAAAGACAUAGAAUUUAAAUUUAAAGUUCCAAUUGAUCUGAGAGCCAUAACAUUUAGUUAUUCCAUUGAUAGUCAAUUUAGACAACAAUCGUCUACAAGAACUUGUGGCCUGAAAGUGCUGACCUGGCAAGCGCAAGAUGAACAACAACAGCAAAAUAUUUUCGAUGCACCAAAUGAAAUUUUGCCUAAUCGGAUUUUUCGUUGUCCUGCUCUUCCAAAACAAAACGUUACAAUUAUCAACAAAGCCUAUCAAAUUAGUGACAACAUGAGAAAUUCUGGUUUCAAUAUGGAUCCUUGUUACCCUUUAAUUGAUUCGGUUAAAUUUGGAAUCUCAUCUGAUCAUCAAUCAAGUUGUUUAAACAUCAAUAAGCUAAAAAUCAAAUUAAGCCAUUUACCGGAAAGGACAAGAAUCACAUUCAAUAAGGUUGUCAUUCUCGGUCAACCUUCACCACAAUCAUUUACUGAUCCAAGUUUCAGAUCAAUUACUGAUCGUAUUCUUAACCAUAAACCAGAAAUUCCCAAAACUCCGGUCAAAGCCCCUCAUCGACGACCAAUGUUCAAUCAUCUACCAGGAAGUGCUUCAAGAGGCUUACAAAUGGUCGAAGCGUCAACUCGAGCACAAGAGAACAAUAUUCCGGCAGAAUUUAUUGAUCCAUUUACCAGUCAACUGAUGGAAUUCCCGAUGCUUCUACCCUGUGGUAAAAAUUGUGAUCGAGCUUAUCUUCAUAAAUAUAUUCGACUUGAGAAAAAGUGGUCUAGAAAACCUUCUGAUCCAUUUACGGGUAUAACUUUUUCCCGUGAACAAAUUCCGACCAUCGACAAUGAACUUAAGAAACGAAUUGACAAAUGGUGUCUUCUCUCAAUGUUUGAUUCGAUUCCCGAUUGGUACAGUGGUUGAUCGUUCAGGAUUACACAUUCGCGACCUUUUUUUUGCACGACCUCAGAUACAUUUAUUUUUGAUUGGACGAUAAUUUCUAUUUAAAUGCUAACUCUUUUUCACCUUAAACAGAAAAAGAAAUAAACAAUUAAAAAGUUAAUCUUUA
This is a messenger RNA of Panonychus citri (citrus red mite), 1450 nucleotides long. RefSeq lists its product as uncharacterized. Gene Ontology annotation, biological process: protein polyubiquitination. The transcript has a single exon. The coding region runs from base 262 to 1305 and encodes 347 amino acids. Lineage: Eukaryota; Metazoa; Arthropoda; Arachnida; Trombidiformes; Tetranychidae. The record is from RefSeq and is a predicted model, not a curated record. Gene Ontology annotation, cellular component: nucleus. Gene Ontology annotation, molecular function: ubiquitin-ubiquitin ligase activity; ubiquitin protein ligase binding.